This is a messenger RNA of Micromonas commoda, 1337 nucleotides long. Its product is annotated as voltage-gated ion channel superfamily. The transcript has a single exon. Gene Ontology annotation, cellular component: membrane. Gene Ontology annotation, biological process: potassium ion transmembrane transport; stabilization of membrane potential. The record is from RefSeq and is a predicted model, not a curated record. The coding region runs from base 19 to 1257 and encodes 412 amino acids. Lineage: Eukaryota; Viridiplantae; Chlorophyta; Mamiellophyceae; Mamiellales; Mamiellaceae. Gene Ontology annotation, molecular function: calcium ion binding; potassium ion leak channel activity.
AGCAUGCCGCGCCCCAAGAUGGGACAAAACGGUCACCAUGGUCACCAGAAUGGGCAUUCUAACGGCGCGAUUAGGGAACCCCUCGCGGGUCAGGACGGGAGGUCGCACGGCGCGUCGCACGCCCCCCGGCACAGUUCAUACCCCCGAAAAUCACGGGAGAGGGGGGAUGGAGUCGCCAAACGUAGCGACCGUGCCGAGGUUCUCGACGAGGAGGACCGCGAUUUCAUGCGCAAGAUCUCGAGCCUGAAAAAGAUCACGAUCCGGCUCGGCUCCGCGCUUGGUCUGGUGGUCGCCAUCGCGUCGUUCUACGGGGCGGUCAUCUCGGGGUUCGAGGGGUGGAAGUUUGAGAAGGCGCUCUUCCUGGCGUUCACGGUGCUGAGCACCAUCGGCUACGGCAACUACGCGCCGGAUAGCGAAGGGGCGCGGGUUUUCCUGGCGAUAUUUACGCUUCCGGGCGUGGUGAUCUUCGCGUACGCGCUCGCGCAGCUCGCGCUGGUCAUCAUCGGCAUCAUCAAGAGCCUCAGGCGGUGGCUCGGGCUCGUUCAGGAGGUCAAGCCCCCGCACAUCGGCUCGCGGGCCAAGGUCCUCGCGGACACGCUGAGAGAGUGCGACAAAGACGGAGACGGGACCAUCACGCUGGAGGAGAUUGAGAGCUCUACUGGGAAGAUAUGUGCCAUGCUCGGGAUGGACGUGAGCAAGCAGACGUUCAAGGCGCAGGAGGAGGCCAGGGCAUUCAUCGAGAAUGCAUUCAACGAGGCCGACUUCGACGGCAGUGGCGAUUUGGACAUGCUCGAGGCCAUGUGCAUGCUCUGCGACCUGGUGAAGAUGCGGGAGAUACAACAGAAGGAGCAGAACCAGCGGGACCAGAUCAAGGGCGCCAUUUACUCCCUGAUACCGCUCAUCGUCAUCGGCGCACUCGUGUUUUGGUCCUCGCAGGAGUCGUGGUCCGCGCUCGACGCCUUUUACUUCACCAUCAUCUCCGUGUCAACCGUGGGUCUCGGAGACCUGACGCCCUCGGAGGGCGGGGUUAAGGUUUUCUGGUACGUGUUCAUGACCCUCACGCUCGGCCUGAUGGCCAGCAUCAUCCAGACGCUGGGUUCGCUGCUGGGUUCGAUCUCCGCCAGGGAGAACAUCGCGGGCAAUUCGGGGGACGGCAAGCGCGACAACGACGCAUCCGUCAGGAGCGGCAGGAGGAGCAGGGAGGAGGUGCGGGUGGACAUGGAAGGGGAUACCCCGGAGUACAUCCUGAGGUUGUGAGAGAGCCCGACUCACGGCGGUUCGCCGCUGGUGUUUAUUAUUAUCGCGAAUGUCAAGACUAGUACAUCGAGGUCGAGCGU